CGCAGUCUCUGGUCGUCUCCUGUACUGUGUCCGCAGUCUCUGGUCAUCUCCUGUACUGUGUCCGCAGUCUCUGGUCGUCUCCUGUACUGUGUCCGCAGUCUCUGGUCUCUCUGUACUGUGUCCGCAGUCUCUGGUCGUCUCCUGUACUGUGUCCGCAGUCUCUGGUCGUCUCCUGUACUGUGUCCGCAGUCUCUGGUCGUCUCCUGUACUGUGUCCGCAGUCUCUGGUCGUCUCCUGUACUGUGUCCGCAGUCUCUGGUCAUCUCCUGUACUGUGUCCGCAGUCUCUGGUCAUCUCCUGUACUGUGUCCGCAGUCUCU
This is a messenger RNA of Staurois parvus, 318 nucleotides long. The record is from the annotation of a GenBank genome assembly. NCBI's taxonomy places the organism in Eukaryota, Metazoa, Chordata, Amphibia, Anura, Ranidae.